CGCGUCGCCAGUACGCUUUCGUUAUUCCCGCGGAAUGCGUGUAUUUCCUUCGAAAAUAAUAUUUAUUAAAAAACGACGUGUGUCGUUCGAGACCAAUAUCUAAGGUCGCUAAUUAGUUGUAAAGUGUUUAAGAGUGAGUUGCACCAACUUACUUUAACGAUAACAAAACUCGAACCAACGGUCAAAUCUCUGGUUAAGUCAAUAAUGGAUUGCACCAUUUUAACAAUGGUUAAAAUGACGUCAUAUUUAACGAUAACCGUAACCAGUCAAUUUUGGCCGGUUAUCGUUAUUGCUAAGUUAACAAAUGUCAAAAUCUUGUCAAAAUAAUAACCUAGUCCGUUGUUUUCUGUUGUUUUAUCAUAUUUAAGUAUAAAAAAAUUAAAAAUGUCUUUAGUACGUGAUAUUUUAUGGGAAUCUAGUUCUUCUGACGACGAAAAUUAUAAUGAUUUACCUAAUUCUCGAAAGAAAAAAGUGUAUCAACCACGUGUUAAUCGAUUCCUAAAAUGGAAUGAGCAGGAGUUCUUGGAUAGAUUUCGGAUUUCCAAAGGUUUAGCACGAGCCCUGGCUUCUCAUUUAGCACCAUUGCUCCAAACCAGAACCAUGAAAAACUUUGCAGUUACUCCAGAGCAGCAAAUAAUAAUGGCAUUGGAAUUUUACGCAUGUGGUUCUUUUCAACGCUGCAUUGGGGAUGCUGCAGGUGUUCACAAAUCUACUGUUUGUCGAAUAAUUCAUCGAGUGAGCAGAGCUAUAGCCGGACUAAGAACAGACUGGAUUGCAAUGCCUAAAAAUAUUGAGGAAAUGGAAACUGAGGCCAAAAAAUUUUAUGAAAUAUGUGCAUUUCCUAAAGUAAUAGGAACUAUAGACUGCACACAUAUACCAAUCAAAUCGCCAGGUGGUGCAGAUGCAGAAACAUAUAGAAAUAGAAAACAGGUAUUUUCUCUUAAUGUGCAAGUAAUCACAAAUGCUGAGAUGUACAUUACAAAUAUAGUUGCUAGAUGGCCUGGAAGCUGUCACGACAGCCAUAUUUUCAACAGCAGUGUCAUUAAGGGACGCCUAGAAGAUGGAGAAUUUGAUGGUUUUUGGUUACUAGGAGACAAAGGUUAUGCCAAUAAACCAUAUUUGCUAACACCUCUACGUAAUCCUGUUACAGAAGCUGAAAAACUGUACAAUGAAAGUCAUAUUCGUACUAGAAAUAUUGUAGAACGCAGUUUUGGUUGUUGGAAAAAAAGGUUUCCUGCAGUGUCAUGGAAACUCAGAACAAAUACAGCAAGAGCCCAAUGUGCUAUAGUGGCAAUGGCUGUCCUAUAUAAUAUUUGCAAGAAAUUGAGAGACCCGAUGCCAACAUGUUACGACUCUGAUAAUGAAUCAUCAGAUUCUGAUGACAAUGACCUGACCUCUGCAUAUGUUAGCCAGCAUGACGAGCAUAAUAGGAAUAUGCUAAUAAAUACUUAUUUUGAUAGAUUACAUUAAGAUAGACUAUGUUUUAAAUGAAUAAAUAAAAAAACUUCAAAAAUAAAAA
Molecule: messenger RNA, 1519 nt
Organism: Helicoverpa zea (corn earworm)
Lineage: Eukaryota; Metazoa; Arthropoda; Insecta; Lepidoptera; Noctuidae
Product: putative nuclease HARBI1
Exons: 2
Coding region: 385-1470 (361 amino acids)
Source: RefSeq, a predicted model, not a curated record